AAUACGCAUUUAGAAAGAAAGAGUGGUCCAUACUGGUUGAUAGACGUACGAAGUCCACAAAAUUUCGUGUCCCAAUAUUUGUUCCAUUGCAAUCGAGGUCAAUUGUGCAUAUUCCCGUUGAGGAAUAAGUUGAAAGCAAUCUGUUUAUAACAAUUCUAACCGUACAGUAAGAAACCUGGAACGAAAUAACAAAAAGUUGGAAAGUACCUACUGAAAUCCGCAGCAGAAACAGAGUGUGUACGUGUGUGUCCGUGCGUUCGUUCGUAGUUAAAAAGGAAAAGCAGCAGCAGCAGCGCGCUCGUGUGCAUUUCUGUGUGUGUAUUUAAGAGAAACGAGUAAAUUGUGCGUGUGCAUUCGUAAGUGGUGUGUGGCCAAAAGUGUGGUAACAGCAACGAGCGACGUAAAACAAUCGAGAAGCAGGGUAGCAGCAGUACCCGCAAAAAUGCACACGUUCAGUGAGACGGGUGCAGGUGUACCUGCAUUUCUGGCGAAACUGUGGCGCCUGGUCGAAGACAACGAGACCAACGAUUUGAUAUCGUGGAGCACGGAUGGCCGGAGUUUCAUCAUACAGAAUCAGGCACAGUUUGCCAAAGAACUGUUGCCGCUCAAUUACAAACACAACAACAUGGCUAGCUUUAUUAGGCAGUUGAAUAUGUAUGGUUUCCACAAAAUAACCUCCAUCGACAAUGGUGGACUGCGAUUCGAUAGGGAUGAAAUGGAGUUCACACAUCCUUGCUUCCAAAAGGAUCAUCCAUACCUGCUGGAGCACAUUAAGCGCAAGAUCGCGACAUCGAAGCAGCAGCAGCUGCAGGCAAUGCAGCAGGCCGACGACAAGAGUGCGAUGAAACUGGAAGCGGUCAGCCGGGUGCUGAGUGAGGUGAAGAACAUGCGCGGUCGGCAGGAUACGCUUGAUUCGCGCUUCCAGACGAUGAAGCAGGAGAAUGAGGCAUUGUGGCGCGAAAUUGCUAUCCUGCGCCAGAAGCACCAUAAGCAGCAACAAAUUGUCAACAAGCUGAUACAUUUCUUGGUGACGAUCGUACAACCAUCCCGCAGUGGACUUGGCUCUAUGGGCAAUGGUAACAACAAACGUCGUUUCCAACUGAUGAUCAACGAUGCCCCACAACAGGCAAAGCUGAAGAAAAUGGAUUACGACGAAGGAGCGACCAUUGAAGAACUGGGCGAAGCUCUCGAGGAAGUCGCAUACGCCAAUCAGCAAGAAUUGUUGUCAAAACAAGACAAGGGCAAGAAAAAUGUUACUCCCGUCGUAACUGGUCAGAUUGUUCGCACGUCUCGGUCCGCUGAAGAUACAGGAGCUAAUACUUCUUCUGCUUCGUCUGGUUCCACCUUAGUCGGCAAGAGCGCAAAGCCUAGUAACAGUGCCGGUAACAGUGGUAGCGUGUUUUUUAAGAAUCUCAAUGGUGUUAGCAUUGUUAAGAAGGAUAAAAACACGCCAAGCGGCCAAACGAAAGGGAACAGGAAUUCGGAAAUACCGGAGGUUAGCUCGCCGAUGUCGAUCCCGGAGCGGUCACCAUACCAUCGCACAGCGACCCCGUCCAUGUCCGGUGGUAGCAGCACCCGUAGUAGCAAUGGUAGCGCCGGAGGUAGCGGUGGAGAUGGAGCAUUGAACUACGGAGGUGGAAAUGAAACUAUUGAGGAAAUAUUUUCCACCUCACCCGUACCGUUCCGCACCGGUGUCGAUGGUGGAAUGAGAGGAUCAACUAUGCCGUCCAAGGUAUUGAAAAUGGAAAGCGAUCAGAAUCGUCAGCAGAAGUACAGUACACGAUCAAGGAACCUUGGCCGUGGCAACAAUACACCGGCGAAUUUAAUUCAGCUGAUCGAAAGCACAAUGGACGGCGAUGACCUAGAGGACUAUGGUGAAGCGUUGGAGGAAGACAACGCGGAUGAUGAGCACGGAUAUUUGGUCGACCACGUGGACGAGAUAGAUCCGACUAUUGUGCAAUUAUAUAAUCAAGAUAACGACAGUGAAAUGAUGCUUAACACACCGAUGGUGAUUAAGGAGAUGGAAAAGCAGCAACAACAGAAGCAACAGCAGAAACAGCGACAACCAGCGAGCGGAAAACGGGGAGAAAGUUUGUUGAAAGGAAACAGUGCAGAUAAUAGGCGCAAUGAAGGGGGACAGCCGCUAGCUACUGCACAGAGAUCCCAGAACAGAAGUCUGCUCAACGCUACAGGGAAGGCCGGUGGAAGUGGAUUAAAAUCAUCUACGGCUUCUUCUCCCGAAAUUCCGUCAUUGAUUAUGACACGGGGUGGCAAAAAGUUAGCCAUGGCAAAGAAACAAACAAAUGUGAGCAACGAACAGCCACAACAGGAAAAGGUAUCUUCGCCCGGACCGUCCGGAUUUAAUGCUGGUGGAGAGCAAGGUACCGGAGAUCAGCCGACGAACGCUAGCAAUAAUGCCAAUUCGUCGUCGUCACCCAUUGGUACGGAUGGUCUAUCGUUUGCUUCGGAUGGUGGUUACCUUACCACCACCGACAUUGUGCCGGGUGACAUAUUUGAUGAUAGUAAUGAUCAGGGCAGCAGUGUUGUGAAGGUUGAAGGAGCUGGUAACCCUUCACCGAUGCUUAGCAGUGGAUUCAACUUCGUCGAUGGAGGCUACUAUAAUCCGAAUGUCAACAUCAGCCAGAUGAAGGCUGGUCGAUCGCAACAACAACAGCAGCAACAGGUGCAGGCACCACAAAACAACCACCAGCAGCAACAACAGCAAUCGUCAUCUGUUGUUAACCAAAUGCUGCACGGUGAAGAUGAAGAGUUCGACGAGAACUCGCUCGAUUCGUCCUUACUGCUCAACCGGUCCGCCGGCAACGAAGCUGAGCAGCAGCAACAAUUAUCCAAGUUUGUCAGCAAUGAUCUAGACGUGUCCCGUCUGAACACGGUGGCCGAGUAUGGACAACACAUCGACACUGUGCAGACCGAUCUGGAAUCGCUGAAGGAGCUGCUUAAGGGCGAAGGUUACCAGCUCGAUGCGAAUGCGUUGCUCGGGAACGCAUGCUCUACCGCACCUCCGUUCGGACGCGUGUACUUCCCGUCGUGCCCGUUCGAUCUGGAUACCAUGAAUAAGGUUAGGACCGAUCUUUUCAACAACAACGAAGACAUGCUCGGUUACGAUUUUCCGAUGAACCUUCCGGAUAUGACGAACGAUGAUCAGCAGCACCUAUUGCAGCAGCUUCAGCAAGGUCAACCAUUGUCUCAACAGCAACAGCAGCAGACCAGCAGCAACAACAGUGACAAGUCCGCCUCAUCCGGUAGUCCGACACCCGGAGGACACAUUUCACCCGUACCGUCUGCUCACACGCAGCUGAUGAGUUUUAAGAUCCAUGGAGGUGAUCUCGUUAACGGUAACAACAGCGUUAAUAAUGGGAUCCUUAGCGCCAUCGGCCAUCCUGGUGGUGGCAACAUAAAUUGCAACGGAAAUGGCAGCAUCAACGGUGGAAAUGGUGUCAUCGGUCCCGGUGGUACCCUUGGCAUUGUGUCCGGCGAUUACAUCGAUCUGAACGAGCUGCUUAACAUGGACGGUAACUGCGUUGGCAACGAUGAUGAGCAUUCUCUAGUCGCCUAAAGCACACUAACCCCACCGCAGAAGCUGCAUUUCUGCCGACUUUCUUCAAAUACGCGUCGUCGUUCAUAUGCGCGACAGCGACUCUAAAUGGUGUGAAAAUGUCUAUGGAAAACUAACUCUGUCUAUGGAAAUGUGUCUGUCUAUGAUGUUAUGAAUGUAAUCCGACUCACCGACAACAUUACUUCCACCAGCGUCUACAGCAUCUCACAACCUUUUUUGUUACCUUCACAUCACAAAAAGAGGGCAGAGAGCAAGAUGGAGAGAGAGGAUUUCAACAACAUGUAGCGACCACAGAAGUAAAUCGGCUAGCUAAAGGCCUAUUUGAAAGGCAAAGCAUCAACAAUACACCAGAAGAAAAAACCUACAACGAACCGAUGAGGGCGGCUGCCAUCGUGAGAUAAAAGCUGUUGGGCAAACCAAAUCCUUACAAACAACAACCAGAAAACUCUACCACAAAUAACUUACGCUAACCAUUAUCCGUUUACAUCGUCUUAUUGUACGAACAAAUAUCGCCCUUGAGACUGUUUGCACGAAAUAGAGGAAGGUAAGCUAGAUUGUUUCCUUCCUCCGUUAGAUAAUUCGUUUCUUGGCUUAUUGUUUUUUCGCAACGCUACUAAAACCAUUCCCUCCCGAUGUAAAAUCGAAAAGUGGCACCCGUUUAAGGGUGACUUCGCUUGCGAAUGGUAUGAAUCCGCUCGUUGGUGGAUGUCCUGCGUCCAGUGGUUAUAUAUAUUCUUGGUGCAAGAGACAUUAUUGCCCUGACGAAAAUGAUUAUUGUAACACGCGAUAAACGCGAUAACCUUAGCUCGAAAGGUUUUCCUUGUGUAAACCCAAAUGGUGAAAAACUAUAGUAUAAACGAGGAUCUCUUUGUUCUUAAGAGAUUUUUAUAUGCAUCGUUAUAGUUGACGCCGAGGAGGAGGAAAUUGGGUAAUUGCUUUUUUGUCUGGUUAUACAAUCGCUUCCGGUCGGUCUGAGUUGCUGGGACGGUGUUGUCUAAUAAUUGUUUUUAUGACAUUUGUAACUAGAGCAAGACCGACAAAGGGUUGUACAGCAAUAUACAAAAAAAGUCUGCAAUGUAAUAUCAGAGCUCAAGCCACAGUACAGUGUGGACAUGAUAUUAACGGAAAGUGAAACUUUGAAUAUGAGAGAACUAAGUCCUACAAGGGCGCCUAUACACAGGAAGAUUGAUUAGUAGGUUAGGAGUGAAAAAUAUCUUGGUAAAAUGUAAGCCGCAAAAGCAGCACUUAAAAUUAUAAAGAUAUUCAGUAAUUUUUGUCAAAUUUACCUAAAGCCUAAUACAAAGAAAAAGAGGAAGAAUAAUAAUAAUGAAGAAUGCAGAGCUCAGGAUAUAAACAAAAUAGUUGGCAGAAUUAGAUUGUAAAAAGGUGAAGGAUUUCGUGUUUGUUAAAAUAUACUAUCCGCGCGAUAGUACAUUUAGCUGUUAUAUUUUCUGUUAAUUAUACCAUAUGUUAAGUUUGUUUCACUGAAUAGAUGAUGAGCACAUUAGUUAAGUUGUUUUUUUUAAAGAUUCUCCUUUAGUUGCAUAAGCUUGUUUGUGUUUGUUGGUUUGCGGUAGGGAGUAAGAAUAUGUUUAUGACCUAGAAUAAUAUAUGUAAUGUACAGUCAUAAUGAAACAAGCACACAAUGAUGAUGUGCAAUGUUUUAAGUUUACUUUCUUUAUCAUCUUUUACAAUUAACGAUCUUGAUCGAUCAGUUUUUUUUUAUAGAACGAUACCCAAACAGGAUAUGUGCAGAGUGAGAAGAACCGAGUGUAGUUUAGAAACAAAUUGUUAUUUUUAUAUGCUAUCUGACUUAUGGUUCAAAAAAUUGUCUUAUCUGCAAGCUGAAUUAUUUGGCAACAGUUACGGUUCAGCGAAUAAACAACAACGGAAACGGAAAGAUGAAGUACGAAACCUUGUAAAUACGGUUACAGGAAUAGGCGUGUAGUAGAAGAGAUUGUAUUGCAAAUUGCCGUACUGUAGGUGAGACACGGCAAUGAAAUGUAAUCAUGAAAACGCGUACCUGAAAUAUUCAGCGAGUAGAACACAAGUAGUGAAAAAGAUGCAGUGCAGGGUACUGAUAGCCAGUACUCCGUUUGCGCAGUUCCCAAUGAAAACAGUGAAAGUUAGCUAUUGUAUGGAUAGUAAAGUUUGAAUCGGUUUCAGUCCGAUGCGUAUCUCUUUUUCGUAUAGCGAACGUAUGUUUUUGGUGUGUGCUUCAAAGACAGGGCCACAUUCAGCUACAAACCUUAGUUGCAUAAUUGGUUGAUCACGUUUUGUUAGCGUUAGUAUAAUUUUGUAUUACUCUUACGUCUUACGUCGUUGCGUUUGAGCGCAACACAUAGCUGUGUACCGGUGAAGGAACAAAACAAAAACAUAUUAAUCUUAUGGCUAAUGUUCUAUGUUAUUAUCGUCUAUUAGGCUAGUUACUUUAGUGUGAGCAAAAACAUAUUACUCCUUUUUACAAAAAAAAAAAUGGAUUUCUUCCUCCCUUUCACUUUUUCUCUAUCGAUCAUAUUCAGUGGUAAUUGCAUUUUGAAAUGUAAAGUUUUGUUCUAUAUACGUUAUGGUUUCGAUGUGUUUUCUUGUGCUUUUCUACUCAUGUCCCUUUAACCUGACAAGCACACUUUUUUGAGAAAUAGUUGCGUUCGUAUAUGAUACAAAUUUUGCCCAAGUUUCUUUUGUCUUUUUAUGCAGUACUGUACAAGACGAGCAUAUAAACCCAAAUCAAAUACAAAGAACGCAGAACACAUAACGAUAAACACGCUAGAGAAGCGAUAUCUUACGUGCUUAGGCGUAACACUAAUACGAAAUAAUCGAAAUUCAGGUAUAGGCUAUAUAAUACGUGAGUAAAGAAACAAAAAAAAAGAAUUAUUCUCUAAGAACACACUGUAUUCUCCCGUUUGAAGUCAAAUACACGGUCAAAUGAGAAUUUAUUGCAUGGUCUACAAAUGUAAAAA
Messenger RNA from Anopheles funestus (African malaria mosquito), 6537 nucleotides. RefSeq lists its product as uncharacterized. Gene Ontology annotation, molecular function: sequence-specific DNA binding; DNA-binding transcription factor activity. The transcript is spliced from 11 exons. Bases 443 to 3577 code for a protein of 1044 amino acids. The record is from RefSeq and is a predicted model, not a curated record. NCBI's taxonomy places the organism in Eukaryota, Metazoa, Arthropoda, Insecta, Diptera, Culicidae. Gene Ontology annotation, biological process: regulation of DNA-templated transcription.